AAGAAGCAGCACAUUUCCCAGUGUCGUGUCUCGAUCCACAAUACAGAAACAGAGUGUGUGUCACCCUUAUGAUAACAGAGGCUAUAGAACAAUCAGUGAAAGUGCCUCGAGAAACUGAGGAAGAUUGUCCUGUGAAAGUGAAACAGAAAGUGUUGCUCAGUAGGGAGGAGGAGGAGGAGAGGGGGGUGAGUGAGGCUGACAGUGGCACAUUCCCGAAGGAGAGGCAGUGUGCGUUGCCGGGUUCCAGGCAUCCUCACUGCAGCCAGGACGAUGGCAGAGUCCCCGAGUCCUGCUCCCCAGAUCCAGAAGGUGUUGGUCCUGUACACCGGGGGCACUGUGGGCAUGGUGCCCGGGUCGGCUGGGUAUGUGCCGGGACAGAAAGGCGACUUCUCCAAGGAAUUCCGCAGACAUCCCGAAAUCUUCGAAAAGGAGGAGAAGAGCUGGUUUAUUUUACCGAAAAAGGUCACCAAUGAGUGUCCUGGGAAGGUUCAAGUUCGUUACCAAGUCGAGGAGGAGGAAAAGCCCAUUGACUCCUCCAAGAUCACUCCUGAGCUCUGGGACAAAUUCGCCUCCAAAAUUCAGGAAAAUGCAAGUAAGUAUCAUGGGUUUGUCCUCCUCCACGGCACGGACACUCUGGCCUACACCUCCUCCGCUCUGUCCUUCCUGCUGCAGGGGCUGAAGAAGCCAGUGGUGGUCACAGGAGCCCAGAGGUCUCUGUUUGAGCCGCGCAGUGAUGCUGUGGACAACAUCCUGGGGGCACUGAUGAUCGCCGGCUGCUACUGUCAGGACCCCGCGCUGCAGCUGGUGUCCGUGUUGUUCAACCACAAGCUCUUCAGAGGGAACCGCGUGACCAAGUACGACUGUGAUUCCUUCGACGCCUUCAGCUCCCCGAACGCCGAGCCCCUGGUGGAGAUGGGGGUCACCAUCAAGGUAAAUGCCAACCCCCCAUUGGACUGCGGGGAAUCUUCUCAGCCACUCACCCCUCUGAAGGUCAAGAGUUUCGACGUCAGGGUCCUGCGUCUGUUCCCCGGGAUCCAGAAGUCCUAUGUGAAAAGUGUGCUGGCUGGCGAUGGAGGGGUGAUUCUGGAGACUUACGGUAGUGGGAACGCCCCGGACGAUGACUGGUUCAUCGACGCCCUGAAAGCAGCGACGGACAGAGGGGUCCUCAUCCUCAACUGCACGCAGGUCUACAAGGGCUCCGUGCGCCCCAUCUACGAGACUGGAACGGGUCUGGAGAAGGCAGGUGUGCUGUCUGGGUUUGACAUCACCUCUGAAGCUGCGCUGACCAAGAUGCUGUGGUGCCUGCAAGUGACCAAAAUUCCAGAGGAGCGCAAGAAGAUAAUGCAGAAGAGUAUCUGUGGAGAGAUGACUGUCAGUGAGCAAAAGGACCCCACCGCUGACCGACGUGUAGUAGCAAGCCCAGAGGACCUCCCCGCCGCCUGCCUCCUGUGGGAAAAGAUGCUCAGCUGUGACCCAGAAUAACACACCACCGCCUUUUACUUCAGAUCGGCACCUCAGCAACACACCCCAGCAGAGUCUGCCCGAAGAGCACCGGCUGUCGUUAACGUUUCCAAUGAACUGGCCUAGUGCAGUCUGGAUUGAUCAUGUCACCUUCUCCCUCCUGUCCUGCUGUGUCUGUUCAUUAUCAUCAGAUUCCCUGUCAACGCCUGUCUCCCAAAGCCAGCACAAUCUCCCACACUGUUGUGUUUUCUUCACUCAGUGUGUCCCCUAUCCUUUUUUUUCUUUAAUAUUAAAGGAUAUUCUGUGAUCUCCCAUCCUAUUAUCAUGUGCUUAAUCCUCAGAAGAACGGCUUCAGACUGACGAAUGCAAGUGCUCUACAGACGUUUGUCUGCAUUUCUCUUAAAUGUCUGUCUCCCCACUGUGUGAGUCUGCUGGGUUUUUACUACUGUAAAAUGAGCUGUAGCUUUUCUCACCAGGAAGAAAAAAGCCUUAUUUCAUCCUUGCUGGUUUUCCUGCCCUCAGUGGGGACAAAACCAUUAGUUAUUAAACCAAUGACUCUGUCUAUCUGUAUAUCAGAUUUAAAACUAUAGUUUUGUAUGCAUUCCUUUCUUUGCUAAUACAACUUAAUACAGACCUUUGUCUUUCUUUG
Lepisosteus oculatus (spotted gar) is the source of this 2110-nucleotide messenger RNA. Its product is annotated as L-asparaginase 1-like. Gene Ontology annotation, biological process: amino acid metabolic process. NCBI's taxonomy places the organism in Eukaryota, Metazoa, Chordata, Actinopteri, Semionotiformes, Lepisosteidae. Gene Ontology annotation, molecular function: asparaginase activity. The record is from RefSeq and is a predicted model, not a curated record.